Messenger RNA from Coregonus sp. 'balchen', 14382 nucleotides. Lineage: Eukaryota; Metazoa; Chordata; Actinopteri; Salmoniformes; Salmonidae. The record is from the annotation of a GenBank genome assembly.
AUGGACCCGUUGGAUUUUCUGACAGAUAAGCAGUUACUGCAGUUUUUGCGCCAUAGUAGGACAGAGAUGUCGUGCAUGGAGAAACCACACACCUUUCUUAACCAGCUCCGAGACCACCACCUCAUUCCGGAGAAAAGGUACAAGGUGAGAGCAGUAGAGACCGCCAAAUUCCUAUAGACAUACCCUCCCACUCAAAGGUUAAAUGUAAUCCCAUCGGUCACAAUACCGAAAAAAAACUUGGGUAGGCCUAUUUUACAUGCUUUAAAUAAGGUAAAGUUGUACUUAACAAAUAAGUCAUAUAUUAUGCAUUAUUAAGGUGAAGUAUGAUUCAGAGAAGUUUCAUUAGAUUUCUCAAAAUGUUAACAAGACAAGGAUACAUCUCGAAGGUGUAGACAAACUUUUACACCAGAAGUCUGUAUUCAACAGCUUAAAAAACAAAUAGAUUGUUGAAAUGUUUUAAUAUUUUGUUUCAUGUUUAAAGGGGCUAGUUUACAUAGGCUGUGUGCCUUAAUUUUCAAUACAUUUACUUUAAAUGGGUCAUCAUGAAUUUGACAGUAAUUUAUAGUCAGCUCAGUGGCAAGUAAAAUUCAGUGUUUAAUAUUAAAGUACACCUACUGUAAUAUAAAUACAGUAUUAUAGCAAGUACUGUGUAAUGACACAGUACAAUACCGUCAACUUUACUGUAUUAGGCCUAUACUGUAAAAAAGUAAAUGCUACAAUCAUCAGAAUGAAUGAAUGAUUGGCUGAAUGAAUUACAUUUGAGGUGAGGGUUUGUAUUUCACAGUAUUUUACUGUAAUUACAAGGAAUUGGUGCAAGAUUUGACCAAAUAUGUAGGAAGAGGUCAUCGUCUGAUGGAGUCUGUGAAGGAAGAAACCACAUGGAAGAAGUGGUAAGCAAGUUAUGUCCAAAAAACAGAUUUUCACCAAGUCAAAUAAAUGUAUUGUGUUAGAGGUAUCAUGAUGCUUGUAUCUAAACCUUUUUAUGGCAAUUGUGUCUGACAUGUAGCAUUAUUGAAAAAAAUCUGUAUUGGGUUAAAGAUGUGCAGGUGUACAUCUGGUCUGUAAGAAUAUCGAGGCUGAAGUACAAGUGUUGACCUGGUUUGUAUGAGUGUUGAGGCUUGGGCACUGGGGUAGACCUGUUUUAUAUGCAUAUGCCCAUGGAUUUACCUGGUUUAUAUGAUUAAUGGGUUGUAGGGAUACACAAGGCUCAUACAAGUAAUGGGUCUAUUGCCCAUUAAAAUCCUUUCUGGCAACAAGUUUGUGGUAGGAAAGAAAGUGAAUGGGGAUAGAGCACAUGUGUUAUACCACUGUACUAUGGGUUUAUCUAUGAAAUGAUAAGCGUAUACAGGUCAAAGGUCAUAGGUCAUAGGACCAACAUGAAAAUAACAAGUUUGGGGUGUGCAGCGAAUAGCUGGAUAUACAGGUAACUGAAAAAAUAAAGGAAACACUUAAAACAAGGGUUCUGGCGGCUCUGUUAUGGUGUGGGUGCAUUUUCCUGGCAUGGUUUAGGUUUACUCAAUACCUUAGAGGGCAAGGUAAACACCAAGAAAUACACAGCCAUUCUGAGUGAUCACCUUCAACCUAUGAUUAAUCAUUUCUAUCCUGAUGGGAGUGGUCUCUGCCAGGAUGACAAUGCCCACAUCCACAGGGCACGAGUGGUCACUGAAUGGUUUGAUGAGCACGAAAAUGAUGUUUACCAUAUGCCAUGGCCAUCUCAGUCACCAGAUCUCAACCAAGUUGAACACUUAUGGGAGAUUCUGGAACGGUGCCUGAGACAGCGUUUUCCACCAGCAUCAACAAAACACCAAAUGAUGGAAUUUCUCGUGGAAGAAUGGUGCCGCAUCCCUCCAAUAGAUUUCCAUACACUUGUAAAAUCUAUGCCAAGGCACAUUGAAGCUGUUCUGACGACUUGUGGCAGCCCAACGCCCUAUUAAGACACAUUAUAUUGUUGUUUCCUUUAUCCUGGCAGUUACCUUCAGGUUACUGUUGGUGACUUGGGAAGGAAAGUGGGUAACAGGGCUGAGAUAGGCAAGUAACAGGGAUGUGUAUUGGCAAAGGAACUGGGGUCUAUGAUUAGCAAAUAGGGCAUUUAGGGAUAGGAUAUGGGUGCAUCGGUACUUGAUUGUAUCAAUAUUAGGGUAUUAGCACGUAGGUGUUAGGGUUAGAGCAUGGGGUAACAGGGCUGGGGUGUGUGAGUAAUUGGGUUUAGGUGUGUGGGUAAGUGGGCUGAAGUACAAUGCCAAGCGUCAUAUCUGGAGGAAAUCUGGCACUAUCCCUACAGUGAAGCAUGGUGGUGGCAGCAUCAUGCUGUGGGGAUGUUUUUCAGUGGCAGGGACUGUGAGACUAGUCAGGAUCAUGGAAAAGAUGAACAGAGCAAAGUACAGAGUGAUCCUUGAUGAAAACCUGCUCCAGAGCGCUCAGGACCUCAGACUGGGGUGAAGGUUCACCUUUCAACAGGACAACAACCCUAAGCAAACAGCCAAGACAACACAGGAGUGGCUUCGGGACAAGUUUCUGAAUGUCCUUGAGUGGCCCAGCCAGAGCCCGGACUUGAACCCGAUCGAAUGUCUCUGGAGAGACCUGAAAAUAGCUGACAGAGCUUAAGAGGAUCUGCAGAGAAGAAUGGGAGAAACUCCCCAAAUACAGGUGUGGCAAGCUUGUAACGUCAUACCCAAGAAUACUCGAGGCUGUCUGAACCGGACCAAAUCUGAACCAAUCAUAGACAUCUAUGUUUCACAAGUUUGGAAAGCACAGUACAGUACAGUAGAGCACAGCAGAGUACAGUACAUUGCAGUACAGUACAGCACAGUAAAGAAAAGUUGACUAUAGUACAGUAGAGUACAGUACAAUACAGUAGAGCACAGUACAGUAAAAAAAGUAAGUAUAGUUCAGUACAUUAGAGUACAGCACAGUAGAGUAUAGUUCAGUAUAAUGUACUGUAUUGUUUAAUACUUUACACUAAUGUACUAUACUGAAAUAAACUGUACUCUACUGAAUUAAACUCUACUCUACUGUACUCUACUGAUUUAAACUCUACUGUACACCUUACAGUACUGUACUGUAGUACUUUACUCUACCGAAUAAAACCCUGAUUCAACCUACAGAAUUUAUUUGGUAAAAAUUCUUCCCCCUAUUUUGCAAGUAAAGGUGCCUGGAAGAACCUUUUGGGUUGUCACACCAGCGGAACCUUUCUGGUUAAAAAAGGUUCCUAGAGGAACCGCUCUGAAAAGGGUCCUCGAGGGUCUUCGAGGAACCUCUGUGUAAAGGUCAAUGAUGUGUAUAAACCCUGGAUGACUGACAGUGGGUUCUGCAUUGAAGCCACCGCGCAGCCAUCUUGGUACUUCUCCAUUGUAAAACAUAUUUGCAUUUAUUCAUGUCUACAUUCAUUUUUGACGAGUUUAUUGUAUUACAGACACCUUAAUGCAUACUUUUAAAUUAUAUAAUGUGAGCUAAACAUAAAAUAAAUACAAAUAUAUAAAAACACUUUGUACUAAUGUUACUGUCCCCACUACAACAACAAAAAAUAAUUAAAUACAUGUCAUUUUGUCCUUGAAACAUUGAAUUGAAAUACUGUAUUACUGUAUAGUUAUUCCAUUCAUUCCGCUGGAGGACUGCUGUAAAUCUCUUUUAUCAACAUAUUCGGCUCUAUUUACGCUCAGAUGCGAAAAUGCUAAUUAGCAUCAAAGUAGACAUCAUGCAAGACUACAAAUCCCUGCAAGCUCCUGCACGUCACCUCUAGCUGACACCUUUGCUAACAGGUAUUGUGUCAAUUAAAAACUUGCACAAGACAUUUCACAGAAUUGUCCAUUUAAAGAAAUGUAGCUCAUUUAUUAAUUACUACAUUUAGCUAACAUUAGAUAGUUGAUCCAGAGAUUCCUACCUUUGCCUCGAUUUGGUAGUCUGGUCCAGAUCCUCAUGGCAUUUGUAGUUCUUUAUGAUAACCACAUUAGCAGCUAAUUAGCAUUUCAUUUUGGGGGGUAAAUACAGGUGAAUAUAUUGAUAAAAGUCACCUUGUCCUAGAGAGAUUUACACGGGUUAUCAAAACGUCACGCCAGGGUAAGCCUACAUGAAACACAGCCCUUAUUUUAAGUGUUUCAAAAAAAAAAAGAUGGGAAAAAUGAACGAUUGUAACCAUUUCCCUGUUUGACCGCUAGAGGUUCCUUGAGGAUCUCCAGGGUUCAUCGGGUCAAAAAAAAGAUGGGGAAAAUGAACGAUUGUAACCAUUUCCCUGUUUGACCACUAGAGGUUCCUUGAGGAUCUCCAGGUUUCAUCGGGUCAACACUAAUUCUAAGAAUGUACUGUGUACACUAAGACCAGUCACUGUCCUAUUACUAGCUGGGUACAAACAAUAUAAAUAACAGGUCUUUGAAUGUUAUUGUAAGAGUGAAAAUUGGAGUUGAUAAUCAUUGAUUAGUAAUGCCUGAUGUGUGUCCAUAAAUUCCUGUCUGUCACAUGAACUGAUUGGGAUGGUCGUUGCUUCUAGAGAAUCAAGUCUAUCACUCCAGCCACAAUUUGACAACCCCCACAAAUUGGACCAUAGUUUUGUAUUUGACCCCUCCUGCAGCAGCUGAUUCGGAUGAGGAGUAAGGAGCUGAGGGAGAAGGGUGUGUACGAGGUGUUGGACUGGGUGGAGGCAGAGAGGCCCCACUGCAUCAAGCUGUUCUGGAGCUGUGUGUUCAGGGACCACCUCCUGCAGCAGUACCCCACGUUACGCCUGCUACGAAACCACCUUCUGGACGGUCAGUUCUGGAGCCUUCACCCUUAUUAUUGUCUUAUAAUGGCAUUCGUUAGUUAAUAUCGGUAUAUAAUUCUAACUCCUAGUGGAAUAUAAAUGUAGUCACAAUGGUGGAUACUUUGAAGUUGAGGUUCGAAGCCCUGUCAAAUUUGUAUAAUGAUUUUUGUAAUUUGGUGUACAUGAUUUAGGUUGCAUGGUUUGCUAAAUGUUGCCUCCAAUCCCUUCCAGGGACGUUCACAUUCUAUGAGAAACUGCCAGAGAAGGUGGAGAAGGAAGAGGAGGAGGAUAAGAAGAAGAAGGCUUCAGCGGAAGGAGAAGAGGAGGAGGAGGAGGAGAAGAAGAAGACAGGAAGGAAACAGAGGAAAAAGAGAAGUGAGAGUAUGGAGGAGGAGCAGCCCAGCACGUCCACCCAGUCCACCCCCAGUCAGAAGAGGAAAGUCCCGAGGCUCAAAUACGGUGAGUCCCAGGCUUCAUGUUCCCUGGGGGAAAGAGGAGGCCUUGAGUCAGAAAGUCUAAAGUACCUGUAAAUAACUGUCAAAGAGGAAAGAUGGAGUCAGGAAAGAUGGCGGACUGAACACAGCAGUGCAGAUCACCUCAAGAUCAAAACGUAAUAUUAAAUAUCAGUAAGUUAGACUAAAUAUUAGCACUUCAUAUACUGGUGGGUAAUAACCUUCAAUCUGGAUAACAAGACAAAACAAAUCAUAAAGCUAGAGAAAUGUAUCGACAAAUAUUACGAAAACAAGCAACACCCAAAUAUGACAGAGAGUAAACAAGGAGAACCAAUCUCCAAAAGGAAACGCGACUCCUCGAUGGACACAGACGACUUAAGCUUUUCACCACCGGGAAUGCGAAGGGCGGACACCGAUCUGCUACAGUCGAUAAAUGACAAACUGGGCAUACUUGAAUUAGUCAGUAAAGAUAUAAAGGAGUUGUUACAAUGUAGAAGCUGGUUGAGAGAAUGCCAAGAGUGUGCAAAGCUGUCAUCAAGGCAAAGGGUGGCUAUUUGAAGAAUCUCAAAUAUAAAAUGUAUUUUCAUUUGUUCAACACUUUUUUGGUUACUACAUGAUUCCAUAUGUGUUAUUUGAUAGUUUUGAUGUCUUCACUAUUAUUCUACAAUGUAGAAAAUAGUAACAAAUAAAGAAAAACCCUUGAAUGAGUAGGUGUGUCCAAACUUCUGACUGGUAGUGUACAUUAUAAAAUUAAGUAUACAUAAAAUUAAUUUUUUGUUGUCCUAUCAUGAUGGAACGGUCCCCAGCCCUAUGUCCUAGACACCCAACUGAGCGACCCAUACACCAAAGAGAAGUCUUACAGCCCUGCUGUAAGUUGCCUAUAUGCAGCCAAAACAGAAACAUAAAUGUGGUCAGAGACCUACUAGAGCAGCACCGCCCCCUCAAGAUUCUGAGCCUGCCGGGCAGGGUUGGUCCUACAAAGCCAGAGCCCCCUGAUGGGAGAGCAUAAUAUACAAGGAAAUUCUCAAAGCUGCUAAUGAGAACCUUGACGACCUUGUACCUAGCUGGUGGGGAUUCCGGUGGGGUACCCCCAACCAGGUAGUGGCAGUGCUGGCAACACUGGCUGCAGUAACCCAUGGGGAGGGGAUCCCACUCGGACAAUCAGAGAGGGGGCAUAUUAUUGUGGCCCUGGUGGCACAAAACAAAUAAGCAAAGUUCUGACUGCACAGAGAUGCUUGAGAAAAUGGUUACAAUGGGGGACCAGAGUAUUUGUGUUUCAGGGGAAGAGGGUGGAUCUGAUCUCCAUCACCUAGGACUUGACAUAUGUUAAUGAAAUCUCACAUUUAUGUCAAUUUUUGCUCAAUCUGGCAUGCUUUCUCAAACAACUGUAACUGUAUAUGCAUUCGUAAUUCAGGUCCUUUCUUGAGUUGGGCUCUGGGAUGUAACAACCGUUGAGCAUCUGAGCUUAUGGCUGAUUGAGGAGGAAAGGGGUUGAUUGUGUAAGAGUAUGUGCGUGUGUGUGUAUGUAUGUAUCCCACAUCUAUUGCAAGGAGGUAAGGAUGUUAGGGAGAAUAUAGGAUGAACCACAAUCCUUCGCAUGAACUGCCGACAUUAUUACGCAUAUUAAUUGAUAAUUAUGAAAAUUAAGAUGUGCAAGAUAUUUGAAUAUAUAUAUAUAUAUUUAAUAGCUAUAUAUAUAUAUAUAUAUAUAUAUAUAUAUAUAUAUAUAUAUUAAAAAUAUAUAUCUAUUCAAAUAUCUUGCGUAAUAAUGUUGGCAGUUCAUGCGAAGGAUUGUUACCUAUAACCCGGAUUGCCAUUGCAUUACAUUACAUUUUUGUCAAGCAAUUAUAAUUUUAGCAAACAAUUAUUGUGGUUCAUCCUAUAUUCUCCCUAACAUCCUUACCCCCUUGCAACAGAUGUGGGAUACAUACAUACACACACACGCACGCACGCACACACGCACAUACUCUUACACAAUCAACCCCUUUCCUCCUCAAUCCUCAACGGUUGUUACAUCCCAGAGCCCAACUCAAGAAAAUUCCUGAUUUACGAAUGCAUAUAUAUAUAAAGCAAAUUGAGGUGAGAGCAUUGGAAAUGCUUUUGGUGGUUGAACUGCUUCUGUUUUGUGGGUGGCACUGUGUGCUGUUUUCGAAGGAUUGGUCCUGGCCUCUCGGGGGGCCUAGGGAUCCGGGGGUGGUCUGCCGAUCACUGGGAUGACAACCCAACUUGGGAUGGGGAGAGGCUUUAGCAGGCGGAAUAGUGGAGAACAAUUGGAGGGUUACUUAGUAGCAAUGCAAAUAUCAUGGUACAGCUAUAUGGACACUUAAUCACUAUGGUAUUUUUUAUUGGUACAUUUACAAACAUAUUAUGAUAAAUAGAUUUGAAACUUGUAUCUCAUUAUGGUAAAUGGUGAAAUAAGUAUAGCCAGUUAUAAUGGUAAUGGCUUAGCAGAUAAUAACAAGCUCAAUUGGUAGAGCAUGGGGCUUGUAACGCCGGGGUAGUGGGUUCGAUCCCCGGGACCACCCAUACGUAAAAAUGUAUCCACACAUGACUGUAAGUCGCUUUGGAUAAAGGCGUCUGCUAAAUGGCAUAUUAUUAUUAUUUAUUUACAUGGCUCAAAGAGAAGGAAUAUAAUAUCUAUUGUUUACAGGAAACUCAUUCAACAAUUCUAGGUGAAGUUGUGUGGAAAAAAGACUGUGGGUGGGACGAAAUAUACUUCUCCCAUGGGCAAAGAAACUCAAAAGGGGUGAUGAUAUUAAUUAACAGUAAUUUUGAUCCGAAUGUGCAAAUUGUCCAAACAGAUGCGCAAGGUAGAUGGAUUAUUUUAAAUAUGUUAUUGGACCACAAACACAUAUGGCUCAUUAACCUUUACGGACCAAAUAAUGAUGAUCCACGCUUCUUUGACAAUAUAUAUAAUAAAUUAUCAACCCUGCAAGCAAUACAAUACUCUAUUAUUAUGGUGGGUGAUUAUAAUACUGUUUUAAAUAGCUCAAUGGACCGUAAAGGAAAUCACACUACAAACAAUCACCCUCAUGCUCUUAAGGAAAUCAUGAAUGUCAUGGAUACAUUAGAACUAGUGGAUAUAUGGAGGCUUAAAUGUCUUGACCUAGUGAGAUAUACAUGGCGGGGACUCAAUCAAGCUAGUCGUCUUGACUUCUUUCUAAUGUCAUUCUCGUUGGCACCAAAAGUUUAAAAAGUGUUGAUAGGGGACAGAAUGCGGUCGGACAAUCAUAUCAUUGGCAUAUACAUUACUCUUACUGAAUUUCCACGUGGGCGAGGAUAUUGGAAAUUUAAUCAAAGCCUAUUGGAUGAUAACUUGUUUUUAACUAGGACAGAGGAAUUUAUAACUGAAUUUUUCCGACAUAACAUAGGUACAGCAUAUCCCCUUAUUGUAUGGGAUACUUUUAAAUGUGCCUUUAGAGGCCAUGAAAUUCAGUACUCAUCUCGAAAACAAAAGCAAUUUAGGUCAAAAGAGUCCAUACUAACAAAGGAAAUAGAAGGUCUAACAGAACAGAUAGAUAGCAAUACAAACUGUAACAUAGAGGCUCAGAAUAAAUUAGAGGAAAAACAAAAAUAAAUGGAGAAACUUAUUCAAAAAAGAUCAACUGUAAUAUAUUAUAAAAAUAAAGAAAACUGGAUGGACUAUGGGGAGAUCUUCAACAUAGAAAUGCUACCAAAAAGAAUUUACUGAAACUGGUUACAAAUGACGGAGUCACACAUGAUUCACCAAAUUAUAUUUUGAAGGAGGAAGCAAAGUACUUUAAGCAUAUGUUUUCAUUUCAGUCGCGUCCAUCUCCUCUAACUGAAGCUAAUUGUAGGGAUUUUUUUUCUAUUGAUAAUGUAAAAUUAACAGCCAUACUGUCAAGGGGUGCUGAAGGUGGGUGUGGUGCAGGAAUCAAGCACAGGACGCAGAAGCUCAGUCCAAAAGACUUUAGUGAAAUAUUCACGUAGUAAAUGAGCACAAUAAGCCCGGAGGCGAAAUAACGGCGCACACAGGCGUCAAACAAACGGCGCACUAACAUGUGCGAAAACCUCUCCAAACACUGGAGGGAAGUACGUAGCUCAAACACCAAAACAGAAGAGCAAUCACACACAAACACAGACACACACAACGAGAACUAAAUAGGACACUAACGAGGACUAACUAGACACAGGUGUACAACAUCAAGACAAAACCAAACGAACAUGAAACAUAGAUCGGUGGCAGCUAGUACUCCGGGGACGACGACCGCCGAAGCCUGCCCGAACCAGGAGGAGGAGCAGCCUCGGCCGAAACCGUGACACAUACAGACAGACUCAUGUGAAGGUGAAAUUACAGAGGAAGAACUUCUGCCUUUUUUGAUAUACUCAGAGGACCAUUAUUAGCAUGUUUUAACCACUCCUAUGUAAAUGGUAGAUUAUCAGACACUCAAUAAGAAAGUCUGAUUUCAUUAUUACUGAAAUAGGAUACAAGUGGGAAAUAUAAAGAUCCAGUCCAUUAAAAAAAUUGGAGGCCCCUUACACUUCAGUGUUGUGAUGCAAAAAUUCUAGCAAAAUGUAUAGCGCAUAGAAUUAAAAAGGUAUUGUCGGACAUUAUUAAUUCUAAUCAGACAGGUUUUUUACAUGGAUGAUACAUUGGAGUACUGGAAACAAUAGAACACUAUGACAAAUCUGGGAAACCAGGCCUGCUAUUCAUAGCUGACUUUGAAAAGGCAUUUGAUAAAGUACUACUGGAGUUUAUAUAUAAAUGCCUGGAGCAUUUCAAUUUUGGAGAAUCUCUUAUAAAAUGGGUUAAAAUCAUGUAUAGUAACCCUAGGUGUAAAAUAGUAAAUAAUGGCUAUUUCUCUGAAAGUUUUAAACUGUCAAGAGGAGUAAAACAAGGUUGUCCACUAUCGGCAUAUCUAUUUAUUAUGGCCAUCGAAAUGUUAGCUAUUAAAAUCAGAUCCAACAAUAAUAUCAAGGGGUUAGAAAUCCAGGGCUUAAAAACAAAGGUGUCAUUAUACGCUGAUGAUUCAUGUUUUCUUUUAAAUCCACAACUAGAAUCCCUCCACAGCCUCAUAGAGGAUCUAGAUACAUUUUCUAACCUCUCUGGAUUACAACCAAAUUAUGAUAAAUGUACUAUAUUACGUAUUGGAUCACUAAAAAAUACAAUUUUUACAUUACCGUGUAGUUUACCAAUACAAUGGUCUGAUGGUGAUGUGGAUAUACUCGGAAUACAUAUCCCAAAUGAAAUAAAUGAUCUCACUCCAAUACAUUUUAAUAGAAAGUUAGCAAAAAUAGAUAAGAUCUUGCUACCAUGGAAAGGUAAAUACCUGUCUAUUUGUGGAAAAAAAUCACCCAGAUGUAGUAUUAUCCCAGUUUACCUAUUUGCUUAUGGUCUUGCCUACGCCUAGCGAACAGUUUUUAAAAUGAUAUGAGAAAAAAAUAUUCCAUUUUAUUUGGAACGGCAAGCCAGACAAAAUUAAACAGGCCCAUUUAUAUAAUGAAUAUGAAUUUAGAGGACAGAAAUUAUUAAAUAUUAAAGCAUUAGACCUAUCACUAAAAGCUUCAGUCAUACAAAAGUUAUACUUAAAUCCGAACUGGUUCUCAAGCAAAUUAGUAAGAUUGUCUCACCCCAUGUUCAAGAACGGCCUUUUUCCCUUUAUUCAGAUCACAACCUCUCACUUUCAGUUAUUUUAAAAGGAAUUUAUCUCCAAAAUAUUGUUAUUUUUAAAACAAGCCAUAGAAAUGUGGUUGCAAUUUCAGUUUAAUCCACCAGAAAAGACAGAACAAAUAAUGCAACAAAUAUUGUGGUUAAACUCAAAUAUACUAAUUGAUUUUUAAAAAUACAUUAUUUUAUAAUAAAAUGUUUACAAAAGGUAAAAUCUUUGUAAAAGAUAUCAUAAAUAGGACUGGUGGAGUUAUGUCACAUAUGCAGCUAAGAAAAAUAAAUGGAAAUAUCUGUUCUACCAAAAUUACAACCAACUAAUUGCAGCAUUACCACAAAAAAUGGAAGAGGAAAGUGGAAGGGGGGAAAGUAAGGAACUUGUCUGUCGGCCCUGCAUUAAAGACCAAAAUUGGUUAAUGAAAAUGGUGAUAAAUAAAAAUAUAUACUAGUUUCAUUUAAGGACCAACAAAUUGACACAUGUACUGUAUAGAUUGCAAAAUAGUUGGGAAGAGAUUAUCGAUGUACCGAUUCCAUGGCACAUGGUUUAUGAACUGAUACGCAAAACAACGCUGGAUUCAAAACUUAGAAUUUUUCAAUUUAAAUUAUUAUACAAAGUUCUUGCAACCAAUAGAAUGUUAUAUAUAUGGGGGAUACAACCUUCCCAGCGCUACAGAUUUAGCUGCGAAGAGACAGAGUCAUUAGAUCAUUUAUUUUGGUACUGUCCAUAUGUAGCUUGUUUUUGGUCACAGGUCCAGGAAUGGCUGAAGAAUUGCAACAUUUACCUGGUUACUACAUGAUUACAUAUGUGUUAUUUCAUAGUUUUGAUGUCUUCACUAUUAUUCUACAAUGUAGAAAAUUGUAAAAAAAAAUAAAAUAAUCAAAACCCUUGAAUGAGUAGGUGUUCUAAAACGUUUGACCGGUAGUGAUAUAUAUAUAUAGAAAAAAUAUAUAUGGGGGUGUGAUGGGUGAUUUCGAAGGAGUCAGGCGCAGGAGGGUAAAUCAUAGAAUAACAGGAUUUAUUCUGAAACACAGAGUUACGCAGAAAUGCGUCAAAACACUCCAGUUCGCAAAACAGCCGCACUGGAAAUAACAAGGCAAACAGGGAAAUAUCCCGCCGAUAUAAAAUACACGGAGCUCCACCAAGCUUCUCUACCCUCUAAUAAACAAUCACACACAAAGACAAGGGGGCAGAGGGAACACUUAUACCAGUACUGAUGAGGGGAUAUGAACCAGGUGUGUGUAAUAAACAAGACAAAACAAAUGGAAUGAUGAGAUGAGGAGCGGCAGUGGCUAGAAGGCCGGUGUCGACAAACGCCGAAGCCUGCCUGAACAAGGAGAGGAGGCAGCUUCGGAGGAAGUCAUGACAGGGGGAUUGGAAAUGAUGCCGACAAUUACAUUGAUGGAAGCUACAAUCUAUCUGCAAUAUUAAAGCUGAUCUACCUCUAAAAUUAAAAUUAAAAUAAAUAAGUCUAAAGUACCUCUGUAAUUUCAAACAGAGAUUUUCUGAAAUAAAUAUUGACUCCUGAAUUCAUAGCGUAGGAAGUCAUUUUCUUUUUUUGGGGGGGUGACAUAUUUAUUUAUUUAUUUUCAAGACACAUCUUAAUGACUGUCCCCAACGUGUCCCAAUGCAGGUUCUCCUUUAAGGAAGGGGGAGAAAGCUGACAUCUGGACCUGGCCCAUCUACAAGACCCAGCUCCCAAUCACCUGUGGGUACAAAGAAGGCAUGCUCAAUAGGGACAAGCUGGCCAAAGGUAGGUCGCAACAAUGGACUUAAUAUUAUGUGUUUGUGUGUAAUGGUGGAUGUGGUUUGGCCCGAAUAACCUUUCCUGAGACCUUAAAAGUGGCAAUCUGCAGUUGCUACAUCCAUUUUUGGACUUAUACAUUUAUGAUAUGUACCCAUGAAUUCUUGAGAAUAUAACUUAUAAAUACCUCAUGAGCUUAGUUCAACUGUCUUACCCCAUCAGAACAAAAUACUCCAAUGUUUGUAAACAAAGUAAAUGUAAACAAACACUGCAUACCUUCAAAACAUGGUUAAAACUAUAAUGUUAAUAACGUAGAUGGUCAGUCCUUGCCUCCAUAGCUCUUUUUUUCCAGGCCCAUCCUUCAGCUUUUUACCGAAACAUUGGUGGGGAAAACACAUUGUUAUUGUUUCAUUUGCUGAUUGCCCCUUUAAAAACUCCUCGAGACCAGGGCCCGUAUCCACAAAGCAUCUCAGAAAAGGUCCUAUGAAUUUUUUAAGACAGUUUUAAGACAAAAAAAAACUCCCAGUUCAGAGUAGGUUUUAUGAUGGUGUUAAGACACUGUUCAGAUAAACUCUGAGCCAGGAGUAAAAUCAACUCAUAAACUUUUAUCUCAGCUGGUAAUCACGACAGUUUGAGGUACCGCAAAGGAAGGAUAGUGAUGAGGCUCAUUGACAUUGCAAAUGAUGGGGAAUAACCAAUCGUGAGGAGGCGUUGCCAGCUGUGAACUCUACAGGUAACACGUAACCAUGGUGAAUGUGACUGUAACCGACAUCAAAUGUUGCAAUGGUAAAAAGUUUGAUAUCACUUUGCCUACUCUAAUAUAUUAGCAUGCAUAUAUAUUUUUUAACCAAUUCUGAUGGUUAUUAAUAGCGGAAUUUUGCCAAUAUUACCGUUAUAUAAACACAAUCGUCACUUCCGUUUAACAACUCUGAACAGUUUUGGCACAGUAGGCAUCAAUUCACUUGCCAAUAAUGUUGCAUACAACGUUGCAUACAGCGUUUGAAAGGUCUAUCAUUUUCAUCGAACACAAUCAAAGUCAAUAUAAGCCCUAGAUGCCUUCAAUUGCCCAAUUUAUAGGCAUGCCCAAUUUAGACAUAUUUUUUCAACAAAGUGAUGUUAUGUAGAUAAAUAAAUAAUCAAAAGAAAACUUGUUUAUUUAUUAGCCUAGUGGUUCUAAGUAUUUAGUCAUAUCAUUGUGAAAUAGGCCUCUUGAAAUUGUUGCCAAAAGCUCAAGAGAUACUGUUACAAUUAGGUCUAGAUUAUUUAUGGAUUGAUCAUAUAGAAAUAUCAAAACAUUCUUUUAACAACUCCAAAGUAAUUGCAUGUGGUGCAUGAACCACUGACUCACUGUGUUUUUCUAUUAUCAAGACACCUGCUGGUAACUCUUAACUGGUUAGGACAGCUCAUGAGGUGUACAAAAUAUAUGUCGACUAGGUGUGACUCAUGACUAAAGGCUUCAAGGAUAGCUUUAAUUUUCUACCCAUCAGCACUUACAAUACAUGUUCUACUCUGAUACCCUUUGUGAAUAUGGGCCCAGAUCUAAUGCAUAUUGUGAUGUGCAGGAGACCCAGGUUUCAAUCACAGUCAGACACAUGUGUACUACAGUCCAUUAGACAUUGCAUGGUUUUCAUUUGUGGUGGUGUGUAUGAUGUCUGACUUCCUCAUUGGUUUGUCUCAGGGGAGAAGUGCAUUGUGGUCCAGGGUCGCUGGUUCACCCCAAGUGGCUUUGAGGAGUUUGGGGGAAAGAAGAGCAGUAAGAACUGGAAGGACAGUAUCCGCUGUAGAGACACCCCUCUGGGAAAACUGAUCCAGGUACAGCAUAUAUUUUGA